AUCAUGGUUCUCGAAUAAAGGUGCUCUAAUCAAGGUUAAUGUAUUUUAUUUUGGAACCACAUAUCGUAUGGAAAGUUACACUUCCUGUCUCGUAAUGCUUUGAAGGUCCAAACCGGAAAUUGUUGGCUCCACUCACGCUAGCUUGACCUCCCCCCCGUGCCUCCCGCGGGUCUGAACUGAACCGAACUGAUGCCGCUGCUCGUUUAGCGGAAUUCACGCGACCGAGUCCUUAACUCCUUCCGGGAAGAAAGUUCCGUCUGCUCCGCACCCGUCGCCAUGGUGACCAAGAAAGUCCGGACGGAGUACAUGAAGAAGUUCCGGGAGCCCAAGUGGGAGACCUUCUCCAAAUGCUACGAGGACUCUCUCAAGUAUCGCCUGACCCGGCGGGUCAUGGAGCACUCUCACAAGCCCUGGUUCUGGGAGGGCUGGGGGGGCGGCUCCGUGCGGUCCAGCGGCAAGUCCACGCCCGGGACUGCCGCUGGACCGCGGCUUGGACGCAACCGGGUGGCCCCGCCGGUAUGGGAAAACGCCACCGGGGGGGGGGCGGCCCCCCCGAACGCAAGCGUGGCGUCCCACGAGCCGGACGCCGACGACGGGCCGGACGCCGACGGGGAUCCCGUUGAGUCGGCGGCCUCUCCUCUGCGCCACCGGGACGGUCGCCCUGGCAACGGGUCACCCACCGACCGCAAACCGCCGCCGGGGGGCGCCGGCGACGAAGCCGCGGCGCCCAACGAUCAACAUCGCCGCCGCGCUCGCUCGGCUGACCCGGACGAGCUGCGACGCCGCCGGUUGACGGCCUCCGCCGCCGCCGCCGCCGACGACGAGCGCUGGGUGACGGAGUACAUGCGCUGCUUCUCCGCGCGGGUGGACGCCAGGCCGCGCCUCUAAAAACAAACAAACAAA
This is a messenger RNA of Hippocampus comes (tiger tail seahorse), 903 nucleotides long. It is a transcript of the gene ccsapa, whose product is annotated as centriole, cilia and spindle-associated protein a. Gene Ontology annotation, biological process: regulation of mitotic spindle assembly. Gene Ontology annotation, cellular component: spindle; ciliary transition zone; cytoskeleton. NCBI's taxonomy places the organism in Eukaryota, Metazoa, Chordata, Actinopteri, Syngnathiformes, Syngnathidae. Bases 277 to 888 code for a protein of 203 amino acids. The record is from RefSeq and is a predicted model, not a curated record. Gene Ontology annotation, molecular function: microtubule binding. The transcript has 4 exons.